AUGUCGGAAGAUAAGCUAGAAGUUAAAGAAACCGAUAUGGAAGAUACUCAACGGGAUAUCGUCAUCGGUAUUGUUCGUGAAGCUCAACGGUUAUAUAACAUCGAUAAGGAUGUGGCUGCGUUUGUGAAAGAAGAACUCGAUAAGAAGUUUGGUCCCACGUGGCACGUGAUUUGCGGAAAGUGCUUCGGAAGUCGGGUGAGCUACGAAAUGGGCCACUUCAUCCUAUUAAAAUGCAAUAAUAAAGUGAACGUAAUGAUUUACAAAUGCGGAUAUUGA
Caenorhabditis bovis is the source of this 276-nucleotide messenger RNA. The record is from the annotation of a GenBank genome assembly. Lineage: Eukaryota; Metazoa; Nematoda; Chromadorea; Rhabditida; Rhabditidae.